AUGUUAUAAUAAAUAAUUACUGAUAUUCCACCUCUAACUAGAAUAAUGUGUUUUUUAUCUAUAAUCUUGACUUUAUUAACAUACAUAGAUUUAGUUAAUUCAUACAAUUUAUAUUUUAAUUUUAAAUUAAUAACUUAAAAUUAUUAACAUUUAAGCUUUUAUUAUUGUAAAUUUUUUUAUUAUAAAUUAAUUUAAAAUCAAAUAAAAAGUUAUCGAUUUUCAAGAAGAUUAGAAGAAUAUUCAUUUAGAGGAAAUACAAUUGAUUAUUUUUAUUUUGUAUCUUUCGCAUCAAUAUUUGGCCUUUAUAAUUUAUCAGAUUCAUUUUUAAAUAUGAUUUUAUAUUUAUGGAGUAGAAAAAACAGUAAUAUAAUGGUCCAUAUAUUUGGAAUUAUUCCUAUACAAGCCCCAUAUAUAACCUGGUUUUUUGUUUUUUUAUAAAUAAUAUUUUAAGAUACUAUCAUAACGGAUUUAAUUGGAAUUUUAGUAGGUCAUAUAUAUUAUUAUUUGACAGAAAUAUAUCCUAAAUUGCCUUUAAGUAAAGACGUGAAUAUUUUAUAAACACCCUAAUAUUUGUAUUUAAAACUAAAAAAAAAAAAAAAAAAAUUCUUAAAAAUAUAUUUAAUAAGUACAAGAAUAUGUAAUCUUUUACAUCUAAGAAUUAAUUAAAAUCAAGAAUUAAUUGAAGAAGAAAUACAAGGUGACGAAAAUAAUUAAGACGGAUUUUUUGCUUUUGGAUUUUGA
Molecule: messenger RNA, 741 nt
Organism: Ichthyophthirius multifiliis
Lineage: Eukaryota; Ciliophora; Oligohymenophorea; Hymenostomatida
Exons: 3
Biological process (GO): endoplasmic reticulum unfolded protein response
Cellular component (GO): endoplasmic reticulum membrane; Hrd1p ubiquitin ligase ERAD-L complex
Molecular function (GO): ubiquitin-specific protease binding; misfolded protein binding
Source: RefSeq, a predicted model, not a curated record